Molecule: messenger RNA, 1023 nt
Organism: Magnusiomyces paraingens
Lineage: Eukaryota; Fungi; Ascomycota; Dipodascomycetes; Dipodascales; Dipodascaceae
Exons: 2
Coding region: 1-1023 (340 amino acids)
Biological process (GO): regulation of DNA-templated transcription; nucleotide-excision repair
Cellular component (GO): transcription factor TFIIH holo complex; transcription factor TFIIH core complex
Source: RefSeq, a predicted model, not a curated record
AUGAACAAUGUCGACGAUACUUCUAACUCGCUAAAGACGUCCCCCCUUUCUUCAGAGGACCACCCCAGUUUGCUGGCAGUCAUCAUCGAAACUAACCCCCAAGCUUGGGCCCAAAUUCAGGACCAAAUUACAUUCAAAGAAGCAAUCCAAGCUUUGUUAGUUUUUAUCAAUGGCCAUAUUGCUGUAAAUAAUCAAAAUCAAGUUUGCGUUAUUGCUUCCCAUCCAGAUUCUGCACAGUUUCUUUACCCAAUCAACAAGAUAGACCCUCGUGCUGGAACUACAAUAACUACUACAGUCUCUGAACAUCUCUCGACAUCAACUUAUUCUAUUGCACAUGCUCAAUCAAUGUACAAACAGUUCCGUGAUGUUGAUGAGGCUGUCAAUAAACAACUUAAAAAACUCUUUGAAUUAAAUAACAAUACUUGUCAUGACUCUAACACAAAUGAUAAAAGUUCAGCACUUUCUGGAGCAUUUUCUUUGGCUCUCACUUAUAUGAAUAAAGUCUGUGCAAUAUCCCAGGAAUCUCGAAUGCGCUCACGGAUUCUUGUGCUUUCUGUCGCAAGUGAUCUUGACGCUCAAUACAUCCCCAUUAUGAACUCCAUCUUUGCGGCACAGUCACAUCGCAUCCCCAUUGAUGUAUGCAAACUCUCUGGAUCACCUUCUUUUUUCCAACAAGCUUGUGAUUCCACAAACGGAGUAUACAUGAAAAUCAAGCACCCUCAUGGUCUUGUCCAAUACCUUCUCAGUGCAUAUGCCAUUGAUCCAGAACUACGACCUCACAUUAACCUAAGUACCCAAAGAGACGUUGAUUUCCGUGCAACUUGUUUUAUCACCAAACGUGUUGUUGACAUUGGCUUUGUGUGUUCUGUUUGUCUGUGUAUCAUGAGUAUCAUUCUUCCCACCAAUGAAUGUCCAAUGUGCGGUACCCACUUCCAAAAGGAUGCCAUCAAAAAGCUCACAGUUAGUCCAGUUGUUCAGCCCCCUAAAAAGAAGAAGAAGAAGAAGAAGGUUGAAGGCCAGUAG